CACAAAUCCUACUUUCAUGGGAGUUAUAUACUUUUUCCAAUUCACAUUUCAGUGCUUCUCUUUCCUUUCCCCAUUUUUCUUCUAGCUCUUUUUAAAGAUCUUUUAUAAUCUCUUCUAGGAGAGCUUGUCUGAUGGGGAUCAGGUUACAUCCUCCCUUGGGAUUUUGUCUGGAGACUGUCUGCUAUUAGUCUCUUCAGGUUUGGAAACCUGCUCUCUUUCUAUAGAGAAGCUAUCAAUAUUUAGAGUUUGCUUGGUUUUUUUAAUCAUUUUUAAAAAACUCCUUGCUUUCAGGGCAAGGAGAUUACCAGCUUCCUCUACAGAACAGGGAUAGAUAGAUGGACAGAAGCUGUCCUGCAAAUGGGCUGCAAAGAGCAUCCAAGCUGCAGAAAUGACCUAUGAAGAGCCCUGCAGCAGAAGUGUCACUGCCCUGGGAAGAGUGGCUGUGCUUCGGCAGUCCCACUGUCCUGGGUAGAGCCCUCCACACCCAACCUUUUCCAGUGCCCCCUGGUGUGCAGAAGUGUGGCUGCCCUGAGCAGAGCCCCCCUGGUGUGCAGACUGCUCUGGGCAAAAGCUGCAGAAUGCGGCUGCACAGCUGUGCCGUGGUCUGUGCUGAGUCACUUCUGAUGCUGGGUGGGUAUAUCCUGAUUCUGAUGUUUUUGGCGUACACUCUACCUUUAGCAGAGGUGUAACUUCUCUGCUGAUCUACUUUGCAACCAAAGUAGAGCAGCCAACCUGCGGUAGAGUCCUCCCUGCAGUAGAGUCCUCCCUGCAAGCUCUCCACCUUUGGAGACCACCCCUGCCCCUGGUCCGCUCAGUGUGCUGUGUUCUGCCUCCCUUUCUGCGCUGGCCUCCUCCCGCCCUUUUCUGGCCAUCUUCCAGAUUAUUGUUGGCUGGUAAUUUGUUGUACUCCCAAUAUUCCCGGAUUUUACCAGUUAAGUACUAUUUCAGAGGCUGAAUUUGGUAAUUAGUAGUGAGGGUAGAAGGGGGGAUUAGAAUGAAACAUGUGUCCUCUCUGCCAUCUUGGCUCCGCCCUUGGGGGGGGUGAGGAUUCUUUCGGUCUAUUUUUAGAGCCCGCCUCCCAGAGAAAGGAGAACGUUACCUCCUCUUAACAAGAGCCCUUACAAGACUACCAGAGAAAUCCCAUCAUUCAGAUCACCACACCUGAGUUCCAUCUUCUCCGCAGCUCCGCCCCUUCCUUAAAAAAAGCACCAAUCUGGGGAGGGAGGCGGUUCUGGGAGAUAUUGCGCAGGCGCCUUCAUCCAAAGGGAAUGGGCUGAGGUUCCAUGCGUAUAGAAAAUCCCGGCAGAGGGAGAGAACGUACACGCACGCACGACAAACUCCCCUACGUCGCAGGACGCCCACGCAGACCAAGCGCUUCAACGCACGUGUGCCAGCUCCCUUCUACGCAGGCGCCGCAAGGGAAAACCUUUCUCGCCUGGGUCCUUGGCCCGGCAAUGGCGGAGGAGACACUUGAUCAAAGAAGCGAGAUUGUGGGAACCGGCCCUUCGGAGAGAGGCGUAGCACCCAUCAAACCUCAGUACCUCGCUACAAAGGAACAGUUCCACACAUUCCUCGAAAGCAGAGGGAAAAGCUCAGGUGACCAAGCUGUCGGAGAGCCAGACAGUGAGAGAGCCGAGACUGGAUCAUCUAUUUGUGACUCAUCUGAGCCUGGAGCCAAAAGACUCAAGCUUGAUGAUGGACAAGAGGAGGGUCUGGAAAGGCAGUCUCCGGGAGUGGGAGAGGGGGAGACCCAGCAGAAGAGGAAGGCCCGGGGCCAGAACAAGAGCAGACCCCACAUGAAACCAACUCGCUAUGAUGACCACAGGUUAUGUCCAUCACUGAUCCAGGAGUCAGCUGAAAAAUGCUUCUUUGGCGAGCGCUGCCGCUUUCUGCAUGACGUGGACACUUACUUGGCCUCCAAACCCCCAGACCUUGGGGACAAGUGUGUCCUGUUUGAGACCUUUGGGAAAUGCAUCUAUGGUGUGACGUGCCGUUUUGCCAGGGCCCACCUGGGUCCCCAGCACCAGAACCUGGUGAAGGAGGAGCUGGUGAAACAAUGGGAGGGCCAGAAACUCACAAGCAAUGGUCUCAGCAAAGACCUCCAGCAUCAGCUUCGAAAGAAGAAAGUCCAGUUUGAUCUCUCAGAGAAGUACCUGAAGCAGCUGUCUAAGUCAGGAAGGGUAGGGACUGGGAAGGACCAGACUCCGAUGCCUACCGCUGGGCCAGAGACCUCCAUUGACUCCCCGGGACUCAUGGCCCCCAAUUCUGCCAGUGGUGAAGCCCAUGAGUCUCUGGCAAGUGUUGAAUCAGGGUUACCACAGUCAGAAACUGUCUCAGGGAUCCCAGAGCAAGGAGCCACCCCCCAGAGAAGCACCGUCUGUACCUCGGGGCACCUGACUGAUGAGGACCUCAUCAGACUCCGGCCCUGUGAGAAGAAAAGGCUAAACAUCCAGCACAAGCUCUAUCUGGCCCCGCUCACCACGUGCGGCAAUCUGCCCUUCCGGAGGAUCUGCAAGCGGUUUGGAGCCGACGUGACCUGCGGGGAGAUGGCCGUGUGCACCAACCUGCUGCAGGGCCAGUCGUCCGAGUGGGCCCUGCUCAAGCGGCACCACACGGAGGACCUCUUUGGCGUCCAGCUGGAGGGAGCCUUUCCGGACACCAUGACCAAGUGUGCCGAGCUGCUGAAUCGGACUGUGGAGGUCGACUUUGUGGACAUCAACGUCGGCUGCCCCAUCGACCUUGUGUACAAGAAGGGCGGGGGCUGCGCCUUAAUGAACCGCUCCCACAAGUUCGAGCAGAUCGUCCGCGGGAUGGACCAGGUGCUGGAUGUGCCUCUGACUGUGAAGAUCAGGACCGGGGUGCAAGAGAAGGUCAACUUGGCCCACCGGCUCCUACCUGAACUUCGGGAGUGGGGAGUGGCGCUCGCGACGCUCCACGGCCGCUCCCGGGAGCAGCGCUACACCAAGGGCGCCGAUUGGACAUACAUACAGCACUGCGUCGACGUGGCCAGCCCCAUGCCCCUGUUUGGAAAUGGGGACAUUUUAUCUUAUGAAGACGCCAACCGUGCCUUGGAGACGGGAGUUUCUGGGGUUAUGAUUGCGCGAGGUGCUCUCAUCAAACCGUGGCUCUUCACCGAGAUCAAGGAGCAGCGGCACUGGGACAUCUCAUCUGGGGAGCGACUGGACAUCUUACGGGACUUCACGAACUAUGGCCUGGAGCACUGGGGCUCCGAUACACAGGGGGUGGAGAAAACCCGCAAGUUCCUUCUUGAGUGGCUGUCCUUCUUGUGCAGGUACAUCCCCGUGGGCUUGCUGGAACAUCUGCCUCAGAAAAUCAAUGAGCGACCUCCCUAUUACUUGGGGCGGGAUCACCUGGAGACCCUGAUGGCCAGCCAGAAUGUGGACGACUGGAUCUCCAUCAGUGAGAUGCUCCUGGGGCCCGUCCCCCCGGCCUUCACCUUCCUGCCCAAGCACAAAGCCAACUCCUACAGGUAGCGGUCUGCAGUGGAGCCAGAGCGGCGGCCCUGCGCCUGCCCGCCCGCCUCGCCCGCCAGCUUCUGGGCCCAGCAGGCCCCUCUCAGAGAAAUAAACUUUCACCUUUUAUAAAUCA
Antechinus flavipes (yellow-footed antechinus) is the source of this 3609-nucleotide messenger RNA. It is a transcript of the gene DUS3L, whose product is annotated as dihydrouridine synthase 3 like. Gene Ontology annotation, biological process: tRNA processing. NCBI's taxonomy places the organism in Eukaryota, Metazoa, Chordata, Mammalia, Dasyuromorphia, Dasyuridae. The record is from RefSeq and is a predicted model, not a curated record. The transcript has 13 exons. Gene Ontology annotation, molecular function: metal ion binding; flavin adenine dinucleotide binding; RNA binding. The coding region runs from base 1284 to 3494 and encodes 736 amino acids.